ACCCACCCUCCCCAACCCGUCAUUCCGAGUUUUAUAACCACCGUUUUAGAGAAACUUCGAUUAUAAAUGACAACCGUGGAAUCUCUCUUAAGUAGUGUCGGGACCAAGCAAUCUUCUAUAAAGGCAAAAACAUGUUCUGUGGUAAUCUUUGUGUGAAUAGGCCCACAUUAGAUUAGUGCAAACCUCGACGUCAACUCACACGGCUUUUGGACUACACGUCCCAUGAAUCCCCUGUGAACACAAGCGUGCUGUUCUACGGCGCAUGCGCAGAAAGGCUAAAUAGGUAUGUUGGCCAAAACAGCGGGUGAUAAAAUGCACAAGUUAAAGUCAUCACAGAGAGACAAGGUUCGGCAGUUCAUGUCCUUCACGCAGGCAGGAGAGAGAACUGCUGUGUACUGCCUAUCACAGAAUGACUGGAAACUAGAAGUCGCGACCGAUAACUACUUCCAGAAUCCAGACCUUUACUACAAAGAGUCCAUGAAAAAUUCCGUAGAUCGCAAGAAGCUGGAACAGCUCUAUAACAGAUAUAAAGAUCCCCAGGAUGAGAAUAAGAUUGGCAUCGAUGGAAUCCAGCAGUUUUGCGAUGACCUGACCCUGGACCCGGCGAGCAUGAGCAUACUGGUGGUAGCGUGGAAGUUCAGAGCAGCCACGCAGUGCGAGUUUAGCAAGAAAGAGUUCAUGGACGGAAUGGCAGACCUUGGCUGUGACACUCCUGACAAACUGAAGGCCGCCCUUCCCAGACUAGAGCAAGAGCUAAAAGACAGGAAGUUUAAAGACUUUUACCAGUUUACCUUUAAUUUUGCCAAGAAUCCUGGGCAGAAAGGUUUAGAGUUAGAGAUGGCCGUGGCUUACUGGAAUCUAGUUCUCACAGGUCGCUUCAAGUUUUUGGAUCUUUGGAACAGAUUCCUGCAGGAGCACCACAAGCGUUCCAUCCCCAAAGACACAUGGAAUCUCCUUCUGGACUUCGGCAAUAUGAUUGCGGACGACAUGUCAAACUACGAUGAAGAGGGGGCGUGGCCUGUUCUCAUUGAUGACUUUGUGGAGUUUGCACGACCAAUUGUAAUGGGGAGCAAAAGCGACAUGACAUAGUGUUUGACUCGUGCUUUGAAUGGACUUAUCCCCCAAUUGUUUUUUUUUGUUUUUGUGAAUUAUAUAUAUAUUUUUUCAAGCACAUAAGCCAAAAAGACAUCUUCAGUCGUCUUGUCUGUUCGCGGAUGAAGCUGUGCCAAGAUGUUCUUACGCCGACUUCAAGUGGACUUGAGAAGUGACGGUCGUCUGGUACUUGGCAUUUAUGGACAAAACGUUCAUCGUGCUGCUGCGGACUUGGCUCACUGACCUAAAUCUUUUGCACAGCAGCGAGAGUGAGCUUUUGGUGCAGUAGUAGGUGCCGUCUUCCUUUUGUCCGUGAAUGGAACAGCACAUUAAGUCGCGCGUGUUUCUGUCGAACGAAGCCGUGCCCUUGGACGAUCUCGCUGACAAUCGCAGUGAGAGCUGAGCAAAAUGCGUAAUGUAUGAGUGGUUUGGUUCGGGUGCAUGAGGAGUAUUUUAAUUUGCUUUUACAAUUAAUAACAUGGUAAUUUACGUCUCCAUGUGGAAUGAGUUCAAUAUCCAGCUCUGCAUUUUGUACUCGAAUUUGACAGUUGACCGGAGGAGUAGACAUUUUGAGUUCAAUACCAGCAAAAUGACAGUAAUCGCAGUACUGUACCUAAUAAUUUGUAGUUGUACCUCAAUCGCAUACUCUCUUCAAACACAGCUGCCUUUUAUUUCUCAAUAGGUUUAAGCAACGUGUGAACUGUUUUCUCGCGUCCUGGUGAAUGCUGACCUGCCAACUACAAACUGCACUGAUUUACUCUGUUUUGCAUACUUUUAUCACAUUUAGCUGCUACAUUUUACAUCAUACAAGCCAUCAGUAUUUUUAAUGUAUUUUGUUGACACUGUUUGAGGUUUUGGUUUGACUCUCGGGAAGUUUUUCAUAAAAGGUGUCACUCUUGACAUUGCUGCUGCCAUCUAGGGGUGCCUGCGGGCAGUACAACGGCACCUGCAUCAAUUAAUCUCAUUUCCACGCACGAUCUUGCACUGCUGUCCGCAAAAAGCUGUCAUCUCGUAUGAUCUUGAAACCCUGCAUUGAAUGUGAAUGCUACAAAACAGGGUUUGUCCACAGUGAGCGAUGCCCGUGUUCGACAGCACCGGGUUGUUUGUGUACUCUAGUACGCCGAUGUGUACUUUGGGCACACCGUAGGUGUCUGCACACCCUUGUGGAAAUAUGCAGAUGAUGUGAAAGCUUAUGUAACUGAUUGCCGGUGACCUCAUUGCAUGACCGCAGAACAGGAAAAGGUAACGUUCGAUGAGCAACGCGUUACAUUUUGUGCCCGUCCUCUUUCUGGUUAACCCAAUAGUUUGACUUGGCAAAGGAGAGUGAUUGUUACGUCCCAAAGGUGUGUUUUACACAAGAAUUUCAAUAAAGCAUGCGUGUGAACUGGA
Molecule: messenger RNA, 2481 nt
Organism: Hippocampus zosterae (dwarf seahorse)
Lineage: Eukaryota; Metazoa; Chordata; Actinopteri; Syngnathiformes; Syngnathidae
Gene: dcun1d2b
Product: DCN1, defective in cullin neddylation 1, domain containing 2b
Biological process (GO): positive regulation of ubiquitin-protein transferase activity; protein neddylation
Cellular component (GO): ubiquitin ligase complex
Molecular function (GO): ubiquitin conjugating enzyme binding; ubiquitin-like protein binding; cullin family protein binding
Source: RefSeq, a predicted model, not a curated record